Molecule: messenger RNA, 2153 nt
Organism: Gymnodraco acuticeps
Lineage: Eukaryota; Metazoa; Chordata; Actinopteri; Perciformes; Bathydraconidae
Gene: fads6
Product: fatty acid desaturase 6
Exons: 7
Coding region: 469-1578 (369 amino acids)
Biological process (GO): lipid metabolic process
Cellular component (GO): membrane
Molecular function (GO): oxidoreductase activity, acting on paired donors, with oxidation of a pair of donors resulting in the reduction of molecular oxygen to two molecules of water
Source: RefSeq, a predicted model, not a curated record
AGAACACAUUCUUGCACAAUCAGCAUCUAUUCCUUUCAGUUCUGAACCUUCUCCUUGUGAAGAAACUACUGAACAGCCACUGUUAAUCAGCUCCUUUCUCCCUCUCCGUUCCCAGGACAUUUGCCAAGGUUACAGAGAUGGGAGGGGAGGGGAGCUGACACAAAGAAGCACAGGGGGGGUGAGCCGCAUGCAGAAUGUAUGAGACAGCUCAGAGGAGGCAGAGGUCCACUCUGAGCGGAGCAGCUGCAGUUUUGUGAGGCAGCCUGCGACAGGAUUUUCCAAGGAUUUCCAUCACAUUACAUCUUUGGGUAUAGUGGGACAACACAUUCGGAUGCUUCUGGAUUGCGUCAGGAGUCAGCUGACUGGGGGGGAAAGGGCGCAGCGUGCAGGCAGUUUAUCUCCGGCUGUAAGAGGACACUAACCGCAUGGUGAGCUUGUUGUGAGCCGGUCACCAGCACGGGAGCCGACAUGCAGAAUGUACCAGAGGAGUGGAGGGAAGGAGAGGAGAGGAUGGGGGAGAUGGUAGUGAAGAGGAAAGUGGACUCAGAGGGGAAGAAGAAUGAAGGGCAAGGAGGUGGAGAGGGGGAGAAGGAGUCGCUGAUGAUGGAGCUGACCAAGCUGGUGCAGAAGGUUGUGAAAGAGAGCAGCUGGUGGGAGAGGAGAGGGAUCGAUUGCAGCAUCCUGGCAGCAGCAUUCCUCUGUCUGGCCCCGGCCUUCCUGCUGCUGGGCUCCUCUCAGGUUCUGUACUUUUCGGCGGGCAUGCUGCUGAUGGGCAUGGCUCAUGCUGUCAUCACCUUCAAAGGGACACAUCUGGCCAGCCACGGGUCCCUGAGCGAGUCGCAGGCCUGGGCGAAGGUCUGGGCUGUCUUCUUUAUCGAGAUCUGUGGCUCAUUCUCAGCGCAAGCCGGCGUUCAAGGCCAUAUUAAGAUGCAUCAUGCUCAUACUAAUGUCAUUGGACUGGGGGACUCCAGCGUGUGGAAGGCCCCCUUCCUGCCUCGCACUGUCUACCUGUUCAUAGCACCCCUGGCCGUGCCUAUCAUCACUCCACUUGUUGCACUCGCUCACCUCAGAGGAAACUCUGUGGCUGUCAUGGUCCGGACCGUCCUGAUGGUAACACUGGGCCUGUAUUCCCAGUACUGGCUGCUGAUACACGUCUCCGGAUUCCUGUCGCCUCUCAGCGCUUUGCUUUGUAUGCUUGUUUGCAGAGCAAUGUUCUCUGUGACCUUUAUCCAUGUCAACAUUUUCCAGCACAUUGGCCUCCACAUGUUCUCUGCGACCAGCCGACCCAAGAGGAUCUACCAGAUGACCCACGGGGUCUUGAACCUGCCGCGUAACUCCCUGCUGGACUGGAUGUUCGGACACUCGCUUAUCAACUGCCAUGUGGAGCACCAUCUCUUCCCCUUCCUCUCUGAUAACAUGUGUCUAAAGGUGAAGCCGGUUGUUUCCAAGUAUUUGACGGAAAAGAAGCUCCCGUACCAGGAGGACAGCUACUUCUCCCGCCUCCGUCUUUUCUUCAACAAAUACCAGGAACUGAUGGUGUUUGCCCCGCCGAUCACAGAGCUGGUGGGGGUGCAGUAAGGAGACAAACUGCCCAGACUAAAGACUGCUGCUGCUGCUGCUCCAAAGCACAAGCCCUAGUGUUAAAGUGUUAUCUACUAUCCAGGUUUUAAGUCUCUAACAUGCAGAACAUAGGUUUUAAUCAAUAGCACACAUGUAGUUUGGUAUCAUUAUGUUCUGCACUUUUAGCGGUAAUUUAAUGAAUAGCACAAAGAUAAGCACUCAACCAAAAGUUGACCUGAUUAUGUAUAAGUCAGUGUAGAUAUGGUUUCAAAUCACCUCCUUUAACUCUAAAUGUAAUCACAUUCUAGGAUCAUCAGGAGAUUUAGAGGAUCAUAUUUUAGGAUCUUAUUAUAGCACUAAUAACAUAACAAUUAAUAAAGCACAAUUGUAGUAUAAUAGAAACAGCAGUACAAUAAAUAUGUUUUUACUGUUUCAUUUGCUGUUUCCUCAGCUCUAGUUACAAUAUACAUGCACACAGAGGUGCUUCAGUGUGUUUCUAAUAAUACAUUUUAAAUUAAUUUUCAUGAACUACACAUUGUUUCAUUGCCUUCAUUGCCUUUUUUUCAAAUAAAAAAACAAUUGUGGAACCAAGA